AUGGAACCUCGUCCCACGUCAAGCGUUUAUUCUGACACCUUCGACCUAGAUGACCUGUUGCUGAGACUCACGAGGCAGACUGAUGAACAGUAUGACACGGUCAUACCCCUCCUACUUCAGGAGAACAAGACUCUUUAUAGCGAGCUUAUGGCGACGCGUCGGUUGUGGAGAACCCUACUUAGCCUUGUUCGGGACCUUGUCGAGUUGGCCGAUCAGCUACGUGACUUGCUCAAGAUAACGAGAUCGGAAUUAGAGCAUGAAAGAAGGAGUUAUCUGGCGAAUUGCACCGCAUUCUAG
This is a messenger RNA of Colletotrichum truncatum, 297 nucleotides long. RefSeq lists its product as uncharacterized. The record is from RefSeq and is a predicted model, not a curated record. Lineage: Eukaryota; Fungi; Ascomycota; Sordariomycetes; Glomerellales; Glomerellaceae.